CAUGAUGGCCUGUGGUAUACAGAAGCUGUUUUCUGUGGAGGCAGAGUUUGAAGAUGAGGAUUUUGUGUUGGCUAUGGAAGAUGUAGAGAAGCGGGUCUCAGACCCAAUUCCUACCAGUUCAAGAUGUUUGAGGCUCCCGUCUUCUGCACUGAGAAACCCCGGCAACACCGUUGAAGCUCUGUCCCCAGUCUUGCCAGUUCAAAACUACUCAAGACUAAGAUUUUUGCAGGACGGCUGCCCCAGCGAGAUCAAAACCAACCAGGUGACUUCUCCUUCGGUGGCCACCUUCAAGGUUCAGAAGGACCAGACCACCUUGUCGGCCCAAAGUAGACCAAGCUGUAGUUUGGGCACGAGCUUCAAGUUUGUGAAGAGAAAUCUACCUAUACCUUCCACUCAUAAUGGGGAUUUUGACAAUGAGCUGUUCUUGGCAGCCUGCAUGGAUCUGGAAGUGUCUGACACGUUGUCCUGUCUGGGGCCUUCUCGCUCUGACUGUGAGAGGAUGGGGGAUCACGGUGUUAGUGAUGCAGCAAUGGCCAAGAAAAUGCGAGUUACAGAUUCAGCGGUGUUGAGCAACACUGUUAAUGUGGAGACAUCACAGCUGAAAAGGACUUUGAAGGAAACCUCAGUGGGGGUCAGCAGCCAUCUCCAGCCAGCAGAGGCUUCUCCUAGGUUGACUCUGAGGCCCACUGCUAUGGGAUCUCACCCCUCACAAUCUAACCCAGGGGUGAGCAUCACUGUAGGUACCAUUUCAAGCCCAGCUUGCCAGCUGCCUAAGUCUCUGGGUAAACUUGUUGCUGGGAACAACAGCUCAUGCCUGCCUCUUGUUAGAGCCUUUUCCCCUUCGGGGAUUGCUCUGCCAAAACCACAGACACCCAGCCAGAGUUCUUUCACGCCUAAGAUGGCAAAUCGGGGUGGUCAGCUCCUUACUGCUUAUGGCCCCUCAACGGAAUCUGUGGAGUCCUCACCUGCUGCACCUAGAAUGCCUUGUUCAACUACUCCUUCUGGAAGCCUCCAAAUGCCUGUGGUCACCAACCACCUUGUCCGCCUGGUAACGGCAGCUAAGAAGCCACCUCAGCCAUUGGCUCGCGUUCCUGUACAGGCCAAGACUCGCCGUUUCCCUGGACCUGCGGGCAUUCUGCCACACCAACCUGAUGGGAAAAACCUGGAAGAGAUCAUGGUUUCAGCUCCACAGACGCCUGCUCACGGGGCUCUGGCAAAGCUAGGAACCGAGGAAAUGCCUGCCUCCCAGCAGCCAGUGGAAGAGGAAUGCAGCAGAGGCGCCUGGGUUUCCAUGAAAACCGAGCUGGGUUUGGACGAGAGGGAUCCAUCUUGCUUCCUUAGGACAUACAGUGUGGUCAUGGUGCUUCGAAAGGCGGCUCUCAAGCAGCUUCCAAAGAACAAGGUCCCCAACAUGGCGGUGAUGAUUAAGUCACUGACACGGACCAACGUUGAUGCGGGCGCCAUAUUCAAAGACCCAACUGGGGAAAUGCAAGGCACGAUACAUCGUCUGUUGCUGGAGCAAAGAGAGAGCGAAUUCAAAGCUGGCUCAGUCCUUCUGCUAAAGCAGGUGGGUGUGUUCUCCCCAUCUCACCGCAACCACUACCUCAACGUGACGCCCAAGAAUUUGGUGAAGAUCUAUCCACACGGACUCAGUAUCAGGAAGCCUACUCCACUGAGCCAAGAAAUCAGGGGGAGAGUGGAGAUGCUUCUGCCACAGGCAGUGUCAGGAUUCCAGCAGGAUUCUCCCACAGAUGCCCCAACCGUGGCCGCAACAGACUGUGGGAAGGGGCAGAGCUGUGAGAUGGGUGAAAAUCACUGCCAAGGUCCCCUGGCCUCAAGCAGAGGGGUGCCACUACCAGAGGCUGGUGGAACGGGCAAGUCGGUGCUGAGCGCAUCUUCCCCAAAGGCCGAUUCAGAUGACCUGGACCAGCUUCUCGGAGAGCUGCCUGAUGAAUUUUUCUCCACCUGAGACGCACAGAGCGCCCUGUGACAAUUCCCUGUGGCUUAA
Messenger RNA from Euleptes europaea (tarantolino), 2008 nucleotides. RefSeq names its product homologous recombination factor with OB-fold (gene HROB). Lineage: Eukaryota; Metazoa; Chordata; Lepidosauria; Squamata; Sphaerodactylidae. Gene Ontology annotation, biological process: recombinational repair. The record is from RefSeq and is a predicted model, not a curated record. The transcript is spliced from 10 exons.